Molecule: messenger RNA, 1678 nt
Organism: Cajanus cajan (pigeon pea)
Lineage: Eukaryota; Viridiplantae; Streptophyta; Magnoliopsida; Fabales; Fabaceae
Product: spermidine hydroxycinnamoyl transferase
Molecular function (GO): acyltransferase activity, transferring groups other than amino-acyl groups
Source: RefSeq, a predicted model, not a curated record
AAAGAUUAAUUACGAGCUAGUUGUGAGUUUUAAGAUAAUAUAAAAAGAAUAUAUGCAUGUAAAAAAAAAAUGUGAGUAUAUAAAUAUCCCAUUGAUAUCCUGAAGAAGCAGCACAUUUUUGAGAGAUGGCAGUGAGCUUAAAAGGCUGUUACACCGUGAAGCCUUGGGAGAAAACAUGGUGCGGACGCUUAGCUUUAUCCGAAUUGGAUCAAACAGGACAAGUAACCCACGUUCCCACACUCUACUUCUACCACCCCCCAGAAAACUGCAUGUACUCCACCAUUGCUUCCACCUUGAGAGACUCACUGAGCCGAGUCCUGGUGCCGUUUUAUACCCUAGCCGGUCGUUUACACUGGAUAAACAACGGUCGUUUAGAGCUCCAUUGCAACGCCUCGGGGGUUUCCUUCAUUGAAGCCGAAUCCUCAUCGAGUUUACAACAUCUCAGAGACGACUUUAACUUGUACCACCUCCUUUUUCCCACCGUGGACUACACGCUCCCAAUUCACCAAAAUCCGUUGCUUCUGAUUCAGCUAACGAGGUUCUCCUGCGGCGGCGUCAGCAUCGGCAUCACGAUUUCGCACGUGGUGGUGGACGGAACCAGCGCCUCGCACUUCGUUUGCGAGUGGGCGAGGCUGGCGCGCGGGGAGCCUCUGCAAACGGCGCCGUUUCAUGACCAGAAGGUGCUGCGCGGCGGGGAGCCUCCUUCGGUGCCGCUAACGGAAUGCGACGUGCACGCGGAGUUCGAUCGCCCUCCGUUGCUGCUCGGGAAAAACGACAACGCCGAGGAAAGGAAGAAGAAAACGACGAUGGCUGUUCUGGAACUGAGCAAAACGCAAGUUGAGACGUUGAGAAAGAGAGCGAAUGGCAAUUAUAGCCGUUACGAGAGUGUAGCUGGUCACAUAUGGAGAAGUGCAUGCAUGGCUAGAGGGCUUAAAGAGGAGCAACCAACCCUGAUUAGUAUCACCAUUGACUUGAGGCGUCGCAUGAAACCACCUUUGCCAGAAGGGUAUUUUGGGAAUGCGAUUUUGGACGCAGUUGCUUCUGGCCUUGUGGGUGAUUUGGUGUUGAAGCCGUUGGGGUAUGCGUGUAGUAUAAUAAGGGCUGCGAUUGAGAAAGUGAAUGAUGAGUACGUUAGGUCGGGGAUUGAGUUUCUGAAGAAUCAAGAGGAUUUGCGUAGGUUUCAUAAGGAUUCUAUUGCGCAAGGGAGUGAGAACGAGGCUUUCUAUGGGAACCCUAAUUUGGGUGUGGUUAGUUGGUUGACUUUGCCCUUAUUUGGCGUUGACUUUGGGUGGGGAAAGGAGGUUUAUAUGAGACCAGCAGCACAUGCCUUCGAGGGAGAGUUUCUUCUUCUUCCUUGUCCAGAUGGGGAUGGAUCUUUUGUGGUUGCUUUAGGUCUGCAAGUGGAGCAUAUGGAUGCGUUUAAGAAGAUUUUUUACCAGGACAUUGAGUAAGAAUCAAGGGAAUUCAAUAUUGCAAGCUUCCUCGUCUUUUUCACCUUUUGUAUUAGAAUCCAUUAAUUAUUGGGUGGUUUUAGACUUGCAUAUCAUCUUUAAUGUAUUUUUAUAUAAUAUAUAAUUAAGUAUUCUCAUAAAUUAAAAAAAUUUAAAUAUAUAUCAUAUAAUAAUUGAUCGGGAUCAUAAACAUGUGGUGGUACUAAUCCAUCCGAUAAUUUUUCAUU